Cyprinodon variegatus (sheepshead minnow) is the source of this 3629-nucleotide messenger RNA. It is a transcript of the gene gad2, whose product is annotated as glutamate decarboxylase 2. NCBI's taxonomy places the organism in Eukaryota, Metazoa, Chordata, Actinopteri, Cyprinodontiformes, Cyprinodontidae. The record is from RefSeq and is a predicted model, not a curated record. Gene Ontology annotation, molecular function: pyridoxal phosphate binding; glutamate decarboxylase activity. Bases 617 to 2374 code for a protein of 585 amino acids. Gene Ontology annotation, biological process: GABA shunt. The transcript has 16 exons. Gene Ontology annotation, cellular component: cytoplasm.
GCAUUCUGUGCCUGUGCGGAGGGUAAGUUAAGCGAUCAUGAGGGACAAAAUGUUGGGGGUGGACGGAGUCACGACGCACGACGCAACGCGGUUCGUCAUGACCCUGAAGUGAUUCGCGCAGGGAUUUCUUUGCUGACGUGAUUUUUUCGGCAAGGCUGGUGUUGCAUAUUUACAGACAGCUCUGGAUGUUUUUCUCCACAUCAACACUUGAUUUUUUUUCUCCUCUGUGUUUGUUUGUGCUUUUCUUUGUGUCUGAAAAGGUGUAAGGUAACCUUAAAACAGUUCCUGAAUUCAGAACUUCCUCAUAGCUACUCCUCUGUUUUUUAAUGCUUUUAGAGAGCGCCUGCGCCAACUGAAAAAAAAGCGCUUUUUUUGCGGAUUUUUAUGCGCACACUCUGCUCCAUGCCUCCUGCACCUGUGGACUCUCUUUGUGUUUCGUGUCUUUGACGCUCUCCCCCGCCGCACGGAGCGGUGAGUCGGAUGCGCGGCUGCGUCUGCAGGCGCGCAGAGAGCUCUCUGCUCACAUUCAGCACCACAGCGGCCGUGGACAGCUCCGUGUGGAUGGGCUCUGCGUCUGCUGCCCGCGUCUCCUGCAGCUCCUAACCACCGGCGACAAAUGGCUUCACACGGCUUCUGGUCCCUCGGCGGGGAUAAUGCGGGGGCCAACACCGGGAGCCAGAGCCCCAGUACCACAAGGGCUUGGUGCCAAGCAGCUGCCCAGAAAUUACCCGGAGGGUUUGGAUCAAAAUUAUGUGCGCUGCUGAAUGUCGGGGAGGUGGAGAAACCCGCCGAGCCGGCAGCCAAGCAGCCGCCGCAGCCCGCCGCGGGGAGCUGCGGCUGCAACAAAGCCUGCACCUGCACCAAAGGCGUGGAUGUGGGCUUCUCAGACCUCUAUUCAACAGACCUGCUGCCUGCAACGGACGGAGACACAAAAACGAUGACCUUCCUGCAGGAGGUCGUGGAUAUUUUACUGGCCUACAUAGUCGAGUCCUUCGACCGGGAAACUAAAGUGAUCGAUUUUCAUUAUCCCAACGAGCUGCUGCAGCUCAACAACUGGGAGCUGCAGGAUGAGCCGGCCACACUGGAUGACAUCUUGAUCAGCUGCCGCGCGACUCUCAAAUACGCCAUCAAAACUGCCCACCCCAGGUACUUCAAUCAGCUCUCCACAGGAUUAGACAUGGUCGGACUGGCAGCCGAUUGGCUGACAUCCACGGCCAACACCAACAUGUUCACCUAUGAGGUGGCUCCCGUGUUCGUGCUGCUGGAGUACGUCAGCUUGAAGAAGAUGAGGGAGAUCAUUGGCUGGCCAGACGGGCGAGGAGACGGCAUUUUCUCACCUGGUGGUGCUAUUUCUAACAUGUAUGCUAUGCUGCUGGCCCGCUUUAAGAUGUUCCCUGAAGUGAAGGAGAAAGGAAUGUCAUCUGUCCCCAGACUGGUGGCCUUCACAUCCGAACAUAGCCAUUUUUCCAUCAAGAAAGGAGCGGCGGCUCUUGGCAUUGGGACUGAAAGCGUGAUCUGCAUAAAGGUUGAUGAAUGCGGUAAACUGAUCCCCGCCGACCUUGAGAGGAGAAUACUGGAGGCAAAACAGAAGGGGUUCGUACCUUUCUUUGUGAGCGCAACAGCUGGGACAACAGUGUAUGGAGCCUUCGACCCCCUCAUCGCCAUCUCCGACAUCUGCAAAAAGUACAACGUCUGGUUUCAUGUGGAUGGAGCGUGGGGAGGGAGUCUUCUCAUGUCCAGGAGACACAGGUGGAAACUGGACGGUGUGGAGAGGGCCAACUCUGUGACCUGGAACCCACACAAAAUGAUGUCCGUCCCUCUGCAGUGUUCUGCUCUCCUUGUCAGAGAGGAGGGUUUGAUGCAGAGCUGCAACCAGAUGCACGCCUGCUACCUCUUCCAGCAGGACAAACACUACGACCUCUCCUACGACACUGGGGACAAAGCGCUGCAGUGUGGACGCCAUGUGGACAUCUUUAAGCUGUGGCUCAUGUGGAGAGCUAAGGGCACUAUUGGCUUCGAAGCUCAAAUUGACAAGUGCUUGGAGCUGUCUGAGUACCUGUACAACAAGAUCAAAGACAGAGAAGGAUACGAGAUGGUCUUCGAUGGGAAACCUCAACACACCAACGUCUGCUUCUGGUACCUCCCCCCUGGGAUCCGCUACAUGGAGGACAAAGAGGAGAAGAAGAAGCGCUUACACAAGGUUGCUCCAGUCAUAAAAGCUCGCAUGAUGGAGUAUGGCACAACUAUGGUCAGCUACCAGCCGCAAGGGGACAAGGUGAACUUCUUCCGCAUGGUGAUCUCCAACCCCGCUGCCACCUUUGAGGACAUCGACUUCCUCAUCGAGGAAAUCGAGCGACUCGGCCACGAUCUAUAAGACUCCUCUCUCCAGGUCCUCCUGUACUUUCCCUGUUGAUGGCUGAAAUGUUUGUCAUGAAUGUACCGGUAACCAUUUUCUUUUCUCUCUUUUUCCUGUAAAAUCUCAUAUUUAAGAGUAUAUUUAAGAAAAAAAAUCUACAAAUAUAUUAAUAUAUUAUGUACUGCAGCUUUUUCUGUGGACUGACUUGGUCCAGCGCUAUGUAAAAGUGCUUCUGUCCGCCUUUCUUAUGGUGUAGUCGCCGCGAGAUUAGUGUGAUAAACGUGACUUUAUAUGUACUUUUUGUGCUAUGAAAUGCUUGUGCAAUAAGUUGAUGAGGAAGAUCUGGCUUUUUUGGAUCAUUUCUCAUUCACAGACUUUGUUGUUAAGUGCCAAAUGUUGUGUUGUAACAUUUUCAAUUUUAAAGAACAAAAAAAAAGCACUUAAAUUUACCUCAGCUUAAUUAACUGCCCGUCCAACUGAGCAUAGAGUCCAGUCCAUAGAGCUGUUUAAAUGACUUUUUAACAUUUAGAGUUAACCUGAUAACACUGCUCUGCAUAUGGGCUAUUUCUCUCGGUGGAUCAAAGAAAACACAAGUUCUCUAAACUGCCAAAAUACCCAAACAAGCCAGCAGGUGGCGAUAAUGUCAACAUGAAUUACCUUUAAAAAUGCACAAAAAAAAAAUAAUUCAGUCAAUAUUAAAGCAUAGUUAAUAAUUCCAACACAAUUGCUGCCCCCUUUUUAUGUCAAAAUUUUUAUGAGUUACUCAGUGGAUCCAAGAAGGUGAAGGUCGUUUGACUCUUUAUGAUUUUGCAGUUUAGGUUGUUUUGGUACAGUAGCUGCCUGGCAUAAAUCAAUUCAUUUAGCUUUGACAACUAAUGAUUAUAUCUGAAUUUCUUUAAUCUACUCAUAGUGUGCUAUAAAAACAACUGCAAUAAAUAUCUACCAGCAGGGUCUAUCGAAGUUAUUGCACUUUGAAUAGCUGUCAUAAUAUUCUAUUAACACUCAACUGGCACAAAUGGAAAUUAGAGAAGCAAUGAACUGAACCUCAGUGCAAUAUAAUAUACACAUAAUAGCAUACAGCAAAAAUGUAAUAACCUUUAUUAAUAUUUUUGAGAUUAUUUAUAUCCAUAAUGGACCAAAUUAUUCAGUUACCUGGAAAAAUAUAUGCACCGAUUAGGGGAUAUGAGAUGGAAGUAGGUUGGGAUGAAAUGUGGUCAAAACGUUAUCAAAAAUGUAUCUAAGUUUUUAUUUUCAGAUAUAUAUAUAAAAAAAA